This is a messenger RNA of Peniophora sp. CBMAI 1063, 1671 nucleotides long. The record is from the annotation of a GenBank genome assembly. Lineage: Eukaryota; Fungi; Basidiomycota; Agaricomycetes; Russulales; Peniophoraceae.
AUGAUCAAAUCGCUCGCCGUUCUGGCCUGUGCAUCCCUUGCACUCGCCGCGCCCGCCCAGCAACCAUUCUCCGCACCCGGCCCGUCGACGUCCAAUGUCACCCUCCCCGCCGGCCCGCGAAAGCUGCACGGCCGCUUCCUGCAUAUCACAGACAUGCAUCCAGACCCGUACUACAAGACCGGCACGUCCGAGUCUACUGCUUGUCACCGCAAGAAACCCAAGAAAGAGAAGACACGCGCCGAGCCGUGGGGCACGCCGCACGGCGAUUGCGAUUCACCGUUCAGGCUCACGAACAGGACUCUCAAGUGGCUGGAGAAGCAUUGGGCGGACGAGAUUGACUUUGUGGUCUGGACCGGCGACAAUGCAAGACACGAUAACGACCGGAAGUUGCCGCGAACGCUAAAGGAGAUCUACAUGCUGAAUGGGGAAGUCGCGAAUAGGAUGCAGAGCAUAUUCACGAAGCGGGGCAUACCCGUUAUACCCAGCCUUGGUAACAAUGAUGUUUGGCCACAUAAUAUCUUAGAAGCGGGACCGAACGAGAUCAUCAACAAGUUUGCAUCAAUAUGGAGACCGUUCAUACCGUUUCCUUCCUACCAGGUCUUCCAGCGAGGAGCGUACUAUUCGGUCGAAGUUAUCCCGAAUCAAGUCGCCGUUAUCGCCUUGAACACCAUGUACUUUUACGACUCAAACAAGGCCGUCGGUGGAUGCGAAUACCACGAGCCUCACGAUCCCGGGAACUUACAGCUCGACUGGCUAGAAGUCCAGCUGGAGAUCUUUCGCGAGCGCGGGAUGCACGUAUACCUCAGCGGGCACGUACCGCCAUCUGUCGACAACUACUUCCCAGAAUGCCACGUCCGGUACGCCGAACUAGCGCUGCGGUACCAAGACACGAUUCUGGGGCACUUAUUCGGGCAUAUGAAUAACGAUCAUUUCUUCUUUAUCGAGGCGCUCAAUCUCGAGUUCCCGCCGGAAGACGAUGUGCGGGUGAAGGCACAUGAUGGGCUAUAUGAUGACCUGUUGGACGAUUUUGGGCGUAUGCGCCGCGAAAAGAAGCGGGAGGAGGCGGAUUAUGCUGUGGUCAAUGUUUCGCCGUCGGUCGUGCCGAACCCGCUGCUGCCAUCAUUUCGUGUCUUCUCGUACAACAUCACCGGCGCUCAACAUUUGGAUACGGAUGCGGCGCUAAAGAAGAACAAGAAGAAGAAGCACAGAGGGGAUGACGUGCCGCAGAAGGGAGACAGGUUUGAGAGGUGUAAGAAGGGAGACGCCGGCGGCUGGAGGUGUCACCUUGACAAACCGUGGCAUAGCGCGCCAGAGGCGCCGAGCCGGACGAAUACGCUCUGGACUCCGCUCGGAUACGCGCAGUACUAUCUUCCGCCCGAUGCUCUGAGCAACGCGACGGAGAAACCCAAGUUCAAGCUCGAGUACGUGACUUAUGCACUUGACGCUCUGCAUCCGGCCGACGGGAGCGCGGGACCGGUGCCAAAGAAGGAGCUGCCAAAGAGCCUGCGGAAAGGGACGAAGAGGGAUGCGAAGGGCAAGUUUGUGCCGUACGGGCUGCCAGACCUGACGGUGGGAUCGUGGUUGGCGCUCGCGGACCGGCUGGGCGGUAGCGGUGCAAAGACGUUGAAGAAGCGAUUUAGGAAGUACAUGUUUAUGGGAGGCGAGCAGUAG